Molecule: messenger RNA, 3219 nt
Organism: Pocillopora damicornis (cauliflower coral)
Lineage: Eukaryota; Metazoa; Cnidaria; Anthozoa; Scleractinia; Pocilloporidae
Biological process (GO): negative regulation of cilium assembly
Cellular component (GO): centrosome
Molecular function (GO): protein binding
Source: RefSeq, a predicted model, not a curated record
UUGUCAUGAUGUUGAACAAAGCUAUGAUUCAGAAUGAUGGGGAACAAGAAGAGGAGUAUGGUGGUGUUGUUAACCUUUCAAAUCGUAAUUUGAAGACAAUUGGGCAUCUUCCAAAAGGGGUCUCUCCUUACACUCUCCUUUUAAGUAACAAUGCAAUAUCAAAGGUGGAAAAUUUACAGUACUUCAUCCACUUGCAACAGUUAUCUUUGGCUAAUAACCACAUUGUUGACAUUAAAGGAGUCAGUGCAGCAACUGGUUUGAAAGUUCUUGACCUUAGUAACAACAGUAUUGUCUCAAUUGAAGGUAUCAGUUGGUUAACAAAUCUUGAAUGGUUAAAUCUUUCUGGGAACAACAUUGAGAAAAUCGAAAACCUUGAUAGAAAUACCAACCUGUAUCACUUGGAUUUGUCAGACAAUAGUAUUGCUGUCAUAUCAGGAUUGAAAUCGCUCAGGAAUUUAAAGACUUUAUUGCUGCAUGGAAAUCUGAUAUCUUCCCUGGAAGUCAUUAAAGAAGAAGUAGCAUGCACAGUCUGCACGCUUUCUCUGGCUGAUAAUGACAUAUCAGACCUUAAUGAGAUGUUACAUUUGUCAUCUCUGAUCAAUUUGGAGCAGUUGUCACUUUUGAACAACCCUUGCAUCUUGACUAAUGGAAACUGGAGACUAGAAGUGAACUACAGGCCUUAUCUGGUAUAUUGCUGUAGAAACCUUAGGAAUCUGGAUGGACAUUUGGUGAACAAUGAUGAAAGAAUACUUGCGAGACUGCUGGAUCAGGCAUUCAGUCACAUUGGCCAUCCUUCCUCAGGAGAGCAUUAUGAACUUGUGUCCAUUUUACAUCAUAUUUGCUCAGAAUCCCAGGAAGAUACCCAGACAGCAGGAGCGCAUAUAGGGGAAGAUGUGGAUUUUAUUCUUCCAGACAGCAACACUUUAUUGGAAUCAGAAAGUUUCUUCAUUCCAGUUCCUAUCUCUGAUGAAGACCAAACAGAAUCAGAUGAUCCCAUCAUGACAGAAGAAGAAGCUCUGCGACUGUUUAGUUUGGCAGCCACAAUAAUUCAAGCUCAUGUGCGUGGUUAUCUGGUGAGGAAGAAGUUUGACUUCUGUCAGUACCGACAAAGGAAAUAUGCAGCAGCUUGCAUUCAGGCAGCUUGGAAGGGAUAUCGUGCUCGUACUAGAGACAUCAAAAUUGUCAACAUAAGGAACGAAUUAAGAGUGCGAAGGUUGAUAUCCAUUAUAAACCAUUUAUAUGGUGCAUUAGACAGGGAACACGAGGAAGCUGUCAAAAGUAGAGAACAGUUUAAGAAAGCGAUAGAAUAUCUGUGGCUUCAGGUUUUGGAACAGUCCAAACUGAAUGAGGUCCAGCUUCGCAGGGAACAAAUGAAAGCAGCCAUCAAAAUUCAGACUUGGUGGAGAGGAUGUAUGGCCAGAAAGCUGUUUCCCGGCAAGAGAAUGAACCAGGAUCAAGUUGCAAUGCUCUUUGCAAUGUGUCGCCAGCUACAGACACAGUUGAAUGUUGUCACAUCCCAGAUAAAUGAUCUCACUAAAGGUAAAAUCCAAGACAACGAACCUCAACACGAAGCUGAAAAGACGGAUUCAGAAGGACAGGAUCAGUUCUACGACACAUUCGACACAUCAAAGGAGAGCGUAGAAACAAAGUUCGCCGAGGAUCCUACGUUAUCGCCUCCUGUUCAGCAUUCCGAUGCUACCUCAGGCCCGUCCCCUGAACGCUCGCUAGUUGAGGAACGAGACGAAAAAGGAGAGCUGAAAAAUUGUGAUGAAAAUAUUCCCGUGUCAGGUGAACUAGAGUCUGGAGGCAAAUUAUUGUUCACAGACGAUUCGGUUCUAUCAGAUCUUGAAUUAAACAAAGAAGCUCCACUUGCAGGCAGAAUGGAUCAGGACGCUUUCCGAUUAGCUCUUACAAAGUGUGAUCAAAAGGACUCCGGACUGAAUAUCGCGAAUUCAUCGAAUAGUUUUGAAGGGGAAACCAGAUUGUCAUCAGCCGCACCGGGAAUGGAGGAGAAACAAUUGUCCCUUCCUGAAACGAAACAUAGCGAGAACGAUACUGAGGAAGCACCCCAAGGACCUUUAGAUCUUGAAACGGAGAGAAAUAAUGAUGUUGCACGCGGUGUAGGAGAACUUUUCGAGGAAAGGAGAUCUCCUUCCUCCCUUGACCAAAAUGAGCCUCUUUCUGAGAAAGUCACCUCGAAACCUCACGUUGAAACAGGUCAAGUGAUGGAGAAUACGGCUCCACGUGUUCUUUGCUCGCUUGUGGAUUCUCAAGAAUCUGAUUCAACAGAAAAGGACCUGAACUGGGGAGCAUCUGAAGGAAAGAGUUUACAAGCCAGCAUACCGGAAAUAAUUGUUAGUAGUCCAAUUCCAACUGAUGAUGAAGAUAGUGACGAGGGGGACACAAGCAAUGUCCAGAAGGAAGUUCACAGGAACCAAAACGAGAGGAAAGGCACAGCUGAAAACUAUUCUUACACCGAUUUAGCCUGGAAGUUCUCGAGCUCGUUCCAUGUGAAGAAUUUAGAUCAGAAACUUUCCGGAGGUGAUGCAGGUAGUGAUAAAACUAGAGACGACACAUCCUUCAAGAAGGAGAGAGAUAUGCAUGAAGAACUCCAUAAAAAUGAGGUGAAGUCUUUAAGAGGAGCAGAAGGUAGUUUGCCUUUGGCAAAGUCUAAUCGCGGAAAACCGGGUGAUGAUGAAGAAGAUGCCAUCGUUACAAGCAGCUCCGUGUUCCAUGAGAGCGUUUCAAGCUUGGGUGAAAGAGCCACAACCUUACUGUCCCAGCUCAGAUCAGAAAUCGCCAAUAUGAAGACAGCUCGGCUGGGCGGUGCCUCUUCAGUCAUAACGUCGGGAGACGAUGGUGCUACUAUUGUGGUUGAAAGCACAGUGCAUGCAAACCUUGAUCCCGAGAAUGUAAACAAAAGUUCAGGUGAGCUUGCAACACAAGAGAGCAGCACUGCAAGCGAAAUAAAUGACAUUUCUAAGCCAGAACAUGCACCUGCCGUGACGUAUCGUUUGCCGUUGUUUGAAGACGUCGACAGUACAUGUACAUCUCUUUCUCUUGACGACUUUCUGUCAGACCCCGUCCUUGAAAACGUUGUUAAAGACCCCGUAUGUGACACUGUAUGUGAACUUAAAGAGACAGAUGAUUAACGCUGCGAUGUAUCGCGCUCUUUUACUUUUGAUCUCCUAUUUUUGGAAAGAAGUAUGGUUCUUCUGA